UCAGUGCAGUGGAGGAGCGCUCGUGCCAGUGUCUCUCGGGUAAUGUCUGAUGCGCUGACGGGGCGGAUUGUCAUGUCAACAGAAGGAAUCCCGUGUUGUGCUGGUCGGUGAACGCCUCCUCUGUUUGUGGUGCUGUUUGCUGCUUUAGUUAGGCUCUUAGAGCCGAUUUUAACCCGUUUUAGUCCGCUUCCUUGUCGGUUUGGUCCGCUCGGACUCUCCCGGGACAAUGACACCGGUGUCUAGAAACUCUGUGCUGGAAUAGAGACGCAUGUGCGGCAGAGAGCGUGCGCCUCAGACACCGGUGGAGCCUGGAAAGUCUAAAGGUUUAUUUAUUUUUAUUUUAACCAAAAUCACGGACGCCAGAAUCAUGUUUGAACCCUCCGGAGUCCCUCUCAUCCUUCUCGACGUUACCUGCCUCAUUCUUGUUGGACUUCCCUUUUUCAUCCUAACUCCUCAGCAUAACCCCUUCAAACGGGGUUUCUUCUGCAACGAUGAGUCCAUCAGAUACCCACUGAAGGACGACACCAUAUCCUACCAGCUGCUGGGAGGAGUCAUGAUCCCUUUCUGUCUCAUAGUUCUCCUUUGCGGAGAGUUUCUUUCAGUUUACCUGUCUCGUAUCAAGACCCAGCCUUUGGGUAAGAAGUACCUGUGGUGCCUGUACAAAGCAGUGGGGAGCUACGUUUUCGGAGCCGCUGCCAGCCAGUCUCUGACUGAUAUCGCCAAAUAUUCCAUCGGCCGUCUCAGGCCGCACUUCCUGGCCGUAUGCAAACCAGUCUGGGAGCGGAUCAACUGCAAAACGGGAGGUUACAUCGAGAACGUCACCUGUACUGGAGACAGGUUUGAUGUGGAAGAGGCCAGAUUGUCCUUCUUCUCUGGUCACUCAUCCUUUUCCAUGUAUUGUAUGUUGUUCCUUGCUCUGUACAUUCAAGCCAGAAUGAAGUCCAAAUGGGCGCGGCUCCUGCGGCCCACCUUCCAGUUCUUCCUGAUUGCCACUGCUGUGUAUGUGGGUCUGACCCGGGUCUCUGACUACAGACAUCACUGGAGUGAUGUGCUCACCGGCCUCCUGCAGGGGGGUCUGAUGGCGUUUUUCACCGUGUCCUGCGUCUCAAAUUUCUUUGCACAGCCGCUGGAACCAGUUGUCUCACAGGCCGAAGAGGCUUCACACAGUUUACAGGAAAGCCCUCCCGCUGGUAACCACUACGGCAGCACGGACUGAAAUCGCAGCUUUUCGGACCGCGCUCUUUCCCAGAAGAUUGUCGCCGUGGGUCUUAGUCACAUAAAACAAACAGCAGAUCUCUGACAAUAGCUUCUGAACCCGCUUCGCCUGCAUGGAGCCAACGGUGCUACCUGGUGUAGCUGUGGAACUGAUUAGACUCACAAAGUGCCCUACAGAAAACUGUGCUAGCACACACUAGUCUCACAUCGCCUUCUUGGAUGAAUGUAAUUCAUAAAACCAAGAAUAUAAUGAGCACUGAAAGCAGGCUUGUAGAAAACCUGUGACAAUUUCCCUCUGGGAUUAAUAAAGUAUUUUUGAAUUG
Molecule: messenger RNA, 1538 nt
Organism: Nothobranchius furzeri (turquoise killifish)
Lineage: Eukaryota; Metazoa; Chordata; Actinopteri; Cyprinodontiformes; Nothobranchiidae
Product: phospholipid phosphatase 1
Biological process (GO): signal transduction; phospholipid dephosphorylation; phospholipid metabolic process
Cellular component (GO): plasma membrane
Molecular function (GO): phosphatidate phosphatase activity
Source: RefSeq, a predicted model, not a curated record